Molecule: messenger RNA, 3117 nt
Organism: Lipotes vexillifer (Yangtze River dolphin)
Lineage: Eukaryota; Metazoa; Chordata; Mammalia; Artiodactyla; Lipotidae
Gene: FBH1
Product: F-box DNA helicase 1
Exons: 20
Coding region: 217-3117 (966 amino acids)
Biological process (GO): replication fork processing; double-strand break repair via homologous recombination
Cellular component (GO): nucleus
Molecular function (GO): protein binding; 3'-5' DNA helicase activity; hydrolase activity
Source: RefSeq, a predicted model, not a curated record
CGGUUUAAGCGGAAGCAUCUUACAGCCGUCGACUGCCAACAUCUGGCUCGCAGUCACUUGGCCGUGACCCAGCCCUUUGGUCAAAGAUGGACAAACAGAGACCCGAACCACGGUCUCUAUCCUAGACCCAGAACCAAAAGAGGGACUAGAGGUCGAGGAUGCCCAGGAUACAACCCUGAAUUCUUCCUCACUGGCCAGCAGCGGUGCACCAAUGACAUGGCCAAAAGCAAUUCUGUGGGCCAGGACAGCUCUAAGGACUCGGAGGACGAGAUGAUUUUUGCUGCAGAAGGCCACUGCGCCCUGCCUCAGGGAGGUGAUGGAGCAGCACGGCCACGCUCGUCAGGGAAGCGGUCUCGGUCCUUCGAGGAUGAGAGGAAUCAAGCCACAGGGACCAGUCAGUGGGAUGGGGUUUCUAGGAAGACCCCACGGCAUCAUCUGUCCCUGUCGUGCACACGGCCCAGGGAAGGCAGGCAGGAAGCAGAGGACAGUGUGUCGUGGUUCUCUGUGCAGCCUGGAGAAUCCAGCCAGGAGGUGGAGGACAUUGGUCCUGAUCCUGUUCCUGACUCUUACUAUGGGCUUCUUGGGACCUUGCCCUGCCAGGAACCCCAGAGCCAUAUCUGCAGCCUGCCCAGCGAGGUCCUGAGGCACAUCUUUGCUUUCCUCCCUAUGGAAGACCUCUACUGGAAUCUGAGCUUGGUGUGCCACUUUUGGAGGGAGAUAAUUAGUGAUCCACUGUUCAUUCCUUGGAAAAAGCUGUAUCACCGAUACCUGAUGAAUGAAGAGCAAGCUGUCAGCAAAGUGGAUGGCAUCCUCUCGAGCUAUGGCAUAGAGAAGGAGUCAGACCUGUGUGUGCUGAACCUCAUCCGCUACACAGCCACCACUAAGUGCUCCCCGAGUGUGGACCCUGGACGGGCGUUGUGGAGUCUGAGGGAUCACCUCCUCCUCCCCGAGGCAGAGGCCUGCGUGCGCCAACACCUCCCCGAUCUCUACGCUGCCCCUGCCGGUGUCAAUGUGUGGGCCUUGGUGGCGGCCAUCAUCCUCCUCUCCAGCAGCGUCAAUGACAUCCAGCAGCUGCUCUUCUGCCUCCGGCGGCCCAGCUCCACAGUGACCAUGCCAGACAUCACCGAGACCCUGUACUGCAUUGCCGUGCUGCUCUACGCCAUGCGGGAGAAAGGGAUCAACAUCAGCAACCGGAUUCACUACAACAUUUUCUAUUGCCUGUAUCUUCAGGAGAAUUCCUGUGCUCAGGCCACAGAAGUCAAAGAGGAACCAUCGGUCUGGCCAGGCAAGAAAACAACCAUCCACCUGACACAUGAACAACAGCUGAUCCUAAGCCAUAAGAUGGAACCUCUCCAGGUGGUAAAAAUUAUGGCAUUUGCAGGCACUGGGAAGACCUCCACCCUGGUCAAGUACGCUGAGAAGUGGUCUGAGAGCAGGUUUCUGUAUGUGACCUUCAACAAGAGCAUCGCCAAGCAGGCUGAGCUCGUCUUCCCCAGCAAUGUUAUCUGCAAGACCUUCCACUCCAUGGCCUACGGACACAUCGGGCGCAAGUACCAAUUGAAGAAGAAGUUGAAUCUCUUCAAGUUAACCCCCUUCAUGGUCAACUCUGUCCUCGCUGAAGGGAAGGGUGGCUUCAUAAGGGCCAAGCUAGUAUGUAAGACUCUGGAAAACUUUUUUGCCUCGGCUGAUGACGAGCUGACGAUCGACCACGUGCCCAUCUGGUGUAAGAACAGCCAGGGACAGAGAGUCAUGGUCGAGCAGAGCGAGAAGCUGAACGGUGUCCUCGAAGCGAGCCGACUUUGGGACAACAUGCGGAAGCUGGGCGAGUGCAAGGAGGAGGCUUACCAUAUGACACAUGAUGGCUACUUGAAACUCUGGCAGCUCAGCAAGCCUCUGCUGGCCUCUUUUGACGCCAUCUUUGUGGACGAGGCCCAGGACUGUACCCCAGCGAUCAUGAACAUAGUUCUGUCUCAGCCAUGUGGGAAAAUCUUCGUGGGGGACCCACACCAACAGAUCUAUACCUUCCGAGGUGCAGUCAACGCUCUGUUCACAGUCCCUCACACGCACGUCUUCUAUCUCACACAGAGUUUUAGAUUUGGUGUGGAAAUUGCCUAUGUGGGAGCUACAAUCUUGGAUGUCUGCAAGCGAGUAAGAAAAAAGACUUUGGUUGGAGGCAACCAUCAGAGUGGCAUUCGAGGUGACACGAAGGGGCAGGUGGCCCUGCUGUCCCGGACCAACGCCAACGUGUUUGAUGAGGCCGUCCGGGUGACAGAAGGAGAAGUGCCUGCCCGGAUCCACCUGAUAGGGGGGAUUAAAUCAUUUGGAUUGGACAGAAUCAUUGAUAUUUGGACGCUUCUUCAGCCGGAGGAAGAACGGAAGAGACGAAACCUCGUCAUUAAAGACAGGUUCAUCAGAAGGUGGGUGCACAGAGAGGGCUUCAGUGGCUUCAAGCGGUAUGUGACUGCGGCCGAGGACAAGGAGCUAGAAGCCAAGAUUGCAGUCGUGGAGAAGUACAACAUCCGGAUUCCAGAGCUGGUGGAAAGGAUAGAGAGAUGCCACAUAGAGGACUUGGACUUUGCAGAGUACAUCUUGGGCACUGUGCACAAGGCCAAAGGCCUGGAGUUUGACACUGUGCAUGUCCUAGAUGAUUUUGUGAAAGUGCCUUGUGCUAGGCACAACCUCGCUCAGCUGCCCCACUUCAGAGUCGAGUCGUUUUCUGAGGAUGAGUGGAAUUUACUGUAUGUAGCAGUAACUCGCGCCAGGAAGCGUCUCAUCAUCACCAGGUCACUGGAGAACAUCUUGACUUUGGCUGGGGAGUAUUUCUUGCAAGCAGAGCUGACAAGUAAUGUUUUGAAGACAGGCGUGGUCCGCUGCUGCGUGGGGCAGUGCAGCAACGCCAUCCCCAUGGACACCGUGCUCACCAUGCGGAAGCUGCCCAUCACCUAUAGCAACAGGAAGGAAAACAAGGGUGGGUACCUGUGCCACUCAUGUGCGGAGCAGCGCAUUGGGCCGCUGGCCUUCCUGACUGCCUCCCCCGAGCAGGUGCGCGCCAUGGACCGCACCGUGGAGAACAUCGUGCUGCCCCGGCAUGAGGCCCUGCUCUUCCUCGUCUUCUGA